AUGAAGACUCAAGCCUCUUUUCUUCUGGCUAUGGCCACCCUCGCCGGACUCGCCAAGGCCGGCUGGGAGACGCCCACUGGCAGCCUCAGCUGGGACACGCUGUGCGGUCGGGGCGACCCCAAUGUUUCCCACGUCUGCUUUGUCUCUUCUCAGGACGUCAGCGGUAUCACGAUCAACACGAGAUUCCAUGGCUUCUACCUGGCCGACAACAACUUUGUCAUCUACGAAUCCGGCGCUAACACGGCCUUCUACUCGACCGAGCGCUUCCAGAUCACAGUCAACUUUGACGCCGAUGUUCCGGGCAAGCAGCACUGCGCCGCUUACGAUGUCGUCGGCGUCGCUGACCCGAGCAAGUCGCAGAACGGCAUCUACUGCCCUGGUCAGGGUGCUGUCAACAUCGGCUAG
Molecule: messenger RNA, 405 nt
Organism: Kalmanozyma brasiliensis GHG001
Lineage: Eukaryota; Fungi; Basidiomycota; Ustilaginomycetes; Ustilaginales
Exons: 2
Coding region: 1-405 (134 amino acids)
Source: RefSeq, a predicted model, not a curated record